Messenger RNA from Solea senegalensis (Senegalese sole), 715 nucleotides. Its product is annotated as histone H2A-like. Lineage: Eukaryota; Metazoa; Chordata; Actinopteri; Pleuronectiformes; Soleidae. Gene Ontology annotation, molecular function: DNA binding; protein heterodimerization activity; structural constituent of chromatin. The coding region runs from base 16 to 402 and encodes 128 amino acids. Gene Ontology annotation, cellular component: nucleosome. The transcript has a single exon. The record is from RefSeq and is a predicted model, not a curated record.
UAGUAAUAAUUAACCAUGUCAGGAAGAGGCAAAACCGGCGGAAAAGCCCGCGCUAAGGCAAAGACUCGCUCCUCUCGCGCUGGACUCCAGUUCCCGGUCGGUCGUGUUCACAGGCUGCUGCGCAAAGGCAACUACGCUCAUCGUGUGGGUGCCGGCGCCCCCGUCUACCUGGCCGCUGUGCUCGAGUACCUGACCGCUGAGAUCCUGGAGCUGGCUGGAAACGCCGCCCGCGACAACAAGAAGACCCGUAUCAUCCCCCGCCACCUGCAGCUGGCCGUCCGCAACGACGAGGAGCUCAACAAACUCCUGGGCGGAGUGACCAUCGCUCAGGGCGGCGUGCUGCCCAACAUCCAGGCUGUUCUUCUGCCCAAGAAGACCGAGAAGGCCGCUAAGUCCAAGUAAACCACAACAACUCCACAAACAAACAAACAAACCAAAGGCUCUUUUAAGAGCCACACACUCACUCUACUGAAGAGCUGCUCCUCGUGUGUCUCAUCAUCCUGUAAAUAUAAACUUGACAAAAUGUUAAUGCAUAUAAACAAUAUCUGUCUCAGCUUCAUGAAAACAAGUAAUGUCAACAAGCAACUAAAACCCUGAGUCAUAUCUCACUUCUUUGCAAUGCAAUGUAAAACAAGGGCUGUCAAACGAUUAUUUUUUUCCAGUUUCCUCGCGAUUAAUCUCUAUAUUAAAAUACAGAGUUAGAAUCAAAUAAACA